UUAUGAAUGAAGUUCUCUAUGAUCUGAUUUUUGCAGCGCUACUCUUUGUUCUCCGUUCCAUCCUUUGCUAAGUUUUAGGCACACAUGGCUUGGCAGGGUGUGAAACCAGUAAUUCUGGUUUUGUGUUGCAUUGAUUUAGCUCUAUCACAGGGUACUUUAGAUCCCUUUUCAAGCAUAGAUGAUGAUUAUUCUGGUGUUGAAGCUGAUCACUCAGAAGUGACAACUCAAGACAGUGUACAGAUGAUGGAAUCAAAGCUGGCAGUUUACUGUAACAAUGAUACUAUGAAAGUAAUUUUGCCAGCUGGUUCUCUCAGUCAAGUUAAGAUUUUGGAUGAUUCAGUAAUUGAAUCUGUGCUUGGGGCCCCAGCGUCCUGUGAAUACUCGCUGACACAAGGCCAUGGCCAUAAUAUUUUGGUUGUUGACUACGCUGGCUGUCAUGUCAUCUUGAAGGACGGCCGUUACACUCUGAGCGUCCUCUAUCCAGAUGAAGCCGGACAGUUGGAUGUCGCUACGGUGUCUUGUGAUGCAAAACAAAGUCUCACUGCUUCCCUAAAACAUCGGAGUGUGCAGUUAGAUCAGAUGCCAGUUUGUGCAAAACUACCCCUGGCACAACCUUCCCAGUCAUCACCUCCCCUUUCCCCAGCAUAUCCACUGCUGCUGAACAGCAGACCGGGAGGCUGCAGCAUCUCUGACAAUCAGAGAGUGUCGUGUGGCACCUCGGGUAUAACGCAAGAUGAGUGUCUGGCCACAGGAUGCUGUUUUGAUGAGAGGACCUCAGUCUGCUACUAUCCCAUGGACGGCUGCAGCAUCUCUGACAAUCAGAGAGUGUCGUGUGGCACCUCGGGUAUAACGCAAGACGAGUGUCUGGCCACAGGAUGCUGUUUUGAUGAGAGGACCUCAGUCUGCUACUAUCCCAUGGACGAAUGCACUGCUGAUAAGAACUUUGUCUUCGCUGUUUAUAAUGAUUUCACAAACAUCCCUGUGAACCCCAUGAGCCUGAUGGUUGCUGGAAAGACUGGUUGCAAGCCUGUUAUCUCCAACAAAGACUUCGCCAUCUUCAAAUUUUCUAUCUCUGAGUGUGGAACACGUUCUUUCGUCAUUGGUGAGACGGUAAUUUACCUGGCUGAAGUACAGACCAUAAUUAAAGUUCGCAACCUGAAGUACGGCAUGAUCUCCAGGGAUAAUCCAAUCAGACUGAUGGUUGAGUGCCGCUACCCGAGGGUGUCAGCUCCUCCCAUGUUUGCAGGACCUGUGCUUGCGAGUGCAGGAUACAUGGUUAUGAGUCCCAGUCUGCCUCCAUUCCUGGUGUCUGAAGGACGUUUUGGAGUUCAGCUUUUAAUUUCUAUGGAUGCGACUUUCACUAAGUUUUAUCCACAGUGUCAUCAGCCCCUACACGUUCUUUUGGGGAAGUCUGUAUAUCUGGAGUUGCGUCUGAUGUCUCGAAAACUUGCAGCUACUCUCAUAGUGCACUACUGUGUGGCCUAUCCACGCUCCGCCAAGAGUGCCCUGAUUCUGCUGUUUGAUGGAUGCCCUAAUCCUCUCGACUCUGGCAGCACCUCCAUCCUUUAUAUGAAACAUCUUCCUCAAAAUCGGCACCAGCGUCGCUUUGAGAUUAAAGCCUUUCAGUUCAUGGAUUUGUCCACCAGAAAAUACCUGAAUGAGGAGAUUUACUUCAUGUGCUCUACUGAAGUGUGCUUGCCCUCUGGGUCGCCUUGCACAGAGACCUGCUUUGAUGGAAAGUUUCCCUGAAUGAGAUGCAGGUGAACCACUGGCAACGGGAGUGUGUGAAUCCUCUUGUGUUGGUGUUGUCUUACGUUGAAUAAAAUUUUAGCUCAA
Molecule: messenger RNA, 1836 nt
Organism: Cyprinus carpio (common carp)
Lineage: Eukaryota; Metazoa; Chordata; Actinopteri; Cypriniformes; Cyprinidae
Product: zona pellucida sperm-binding protein 1
Biological process (GO): prevention of polyspermy; binding of sperm to zona pellucida
Cellular component (GO): egg coat
Molecular function (GO): structural constituent of egg coat; acrosin binding
Source: RefSeq, a predicted model, not a curated record